AUGGUGAGAAGACAGCUUUCAGGUAUUCAUCUAUCAUUCCAGUCUACAUUCUCUCCGGUGAGAUUGUUUAGAAAUGGGCUCUCUCAUCACAUGAUCAAAGGGUCCGAAAUAGAAAACAAUGAAAGACCAUCCCGAUCGUCAUCAACUGUUGUAACUCCGAAUAUUGAAACGUUACGAGUUAAAAAUUUAAUCAUUGGUGCUGGUGUUGUGGGUGUUGCUUGUGGAGCAAGAUUAUCCAUGGAAAAUACGAAUAGGAAUGAAUUAAUUAAUAAUAAUAAUAAUGAUGAUUGUAUCCAUACAUUAGUGGUGGAACGAAAUGAACAUAUUGGUCAAGAAAUUUCUUCCAGAAAUUCUGAAGUUAUUCAUGCUGGACUGUAUUAUGCGAGUGAAAGUUUAAAGACAAAAUUGUGUGUGUUGGGAAAUUCUUUAAUUUAUUCAUUUUGUGAAAGAAUGGAAGUGCCACACGCUAAAAUUGGAAAGUGGAUUGUUGCAAACUCUCAAAAUUCAGAUCAAGUUCAAUAUUUGGAGAAAAUGAAGCAAAAAACAGACCAAAUUAUUGAUCAAUAUAAUGCACAAGUUAAAAAGCUGAAAUUUCUGUCUUCAGAAGAAAUUAGAACAAAGGAGCCAAACUUAUCGUGUGAUGUUGCACUCUCUUCUGAAAGUACUGGAAUCAUUGAUACUCACACUUUUAUGUCCAGACUGGCUGACAUUAUAACAAAUAACGGUGGACAAGUUGUCACUGGUACGAAAGUCAAUAGAAUUUUAAGAAGUUCAUUCGACGAAUUUUUAGUAGAAGUGAAUUGUUUGAACAGUGAUGGAACCAUCGAUCGGGUGAAUAUUAUUGCUGAAGUUGUUAUAAACAGUGCUGGAUUGGAUAGUGAAAGAAUCACACAGCUUGGUUACUCUGAAUUUGUUGGAGCAAAUAUUUUACCUGAGCGGUAUCAUAUGCAUUAUUUUAAAGGUCAUUACUUUAAGAACAAUGGAGCUUUCAAAGUUAAUCGCUUGAUUUAUCCAGUACCACCAGACAGUAAAGGUCUAUCACACGGUUUAGGAAUUCAUGCAACUCUUGAUUUGAGUGGAAACUUAAAGUUUGGACCCGAUUCAGACUACAUUGGAAAAGCGCGAGAUCUUUUCCCAGAGCAAUAUACAAUUUCUUCAAAUGCAAUUGAACGAGACACGCUUUCUAGUCUAUUAUAUCCUCACUAUAGGAUUGACCAUGACAUUGCCAAUGCAAAGCGUGAAAAAUUCUAUCAAUCCAUAUCAACUUAUUUAAAAGGAAUAGACAAGGAGAAUUUACAGCCAGAUUAUGUUGGCAUUCGACCCAAGCUCCAAAAACCUGGUGACCCAUUUAAGGAUUUUAUUAUUGAGCCACUCGAAGCUAUUAUUGAAAAGAAAGACCCACUAGCUUCUCGUUUCAUCUCAUUGUGUGGUAUUGAAUCACCUGGCUUAACAUCGAGCUUGGCUAUCGCUAAUCACGUUGCAAACGCUUUGCUGAACUAUUCUUCAAAAAACAACUUUCAAUAA
Molecule: messenger RNA, 1524 nt
Organism: Naegleria fowleri
Lineage: Eukaryota; Heterolobosea; Eutetramitea; Acrasida; Naegleriidae
Exons: 2
Coding region: 1-1524 (507 amino acids)
Cellular component (GO): mitochondrion
Molecular function (GO): (S)-2-hydroxy-acid oxidase activity; (S)-2-hydroxyglutarate dehydrogenase activity
Source: RefSeq, a predicted model, not a curated record